AUGAUCCUUUUCUACUUUCUCUCCUCGAUUCUUAUUGUUAGCUUCCCCACUGAAGCUGAAUACAUCGGCCAUAACUGCUCAACUUUAGCUGGCCACUCCACCUCCACCUUUAAAUCCAAUCUUAACCAACUCCUCUCAACCCUUUCCUCCAACUCCAACCGCAGCGACACCGCCGGCUUCUACAACGCCACCGUCGGCACCGCCUACGGCCUCUUCCUCUGCCGCCGUGAUGUGUCUGCCCGUGUCUGCAAAGGAUGCGUGGCCAACGCAAUCUCGAAGGCGCUCGUACGCUGUCCCGACAACCAACAGGCCGUGGUUUGGUACGACCACUGUAUGCUACGAUACUCAAACCAGCCCUUCUAUUCUGAGGCUGCCACGUCGCCUGUGCUGGUAUGGUCUUUCAACAAGACUGUGACACAGUAUCGGGUGGAACCAGCUGAGAUUAACGUUGCGCUGGUUAAGACUUUGGACAACUUGGUCCCCAAGGCAGCCAAUGCCAGCCACAAGUUUGCGACGGAAAAAGCAACUGUUUCGGCGAGCCUGAUUUCGUUUACGGUGUACAGCCUUGGGCAGUGCACGCAGGACCUGUCCGCCGCGGAUUGCAAUGCGUGCCUCCAAAAAGGCGCGACGCGGUUGGUGCCGAGUAUGCAAGGAGGAGGAGUUCUAUAUCCAAGUUGUAAUGUUAGGUUCGAAAUGUACUCCUUCUACCAAGAGGUGACAAAUUCCACAAAAGGGUCGCUUCAAUCCGAGCCAUCACUCCCUCCUCCACCCGCCUUGCCUCCAACGCUGCCACCUCCGCCAUCUGCCCCUCUGUCGACCAGACCUGGACGAAGCAAAGUCGCAUUCAUAAUCAUCGCUAGUACUCUUGGUCCUGUUGCUUUCUGUGUGUUAAUUGUGAUUGUGGCCGGAUGCUUCUUUCCCAAGAGACUAAGAAGAGUCAGAGAGAAAUACCAAGCCAAAAAACAACAGAAAAAAGUUGGAAAUGAUAUGAAGACUGUUGAGUCCUUGCAAUUUGAUUUGGGAACUAUUGAAACUGCCACAAACAAGUUUUCAGACAACAACAAAUUAGGUGAAGGAGGAUUUGGUGCAGUUUUCAAGGGAACACUUGGUAAUGGACAAGAAAUAGCAGUAAAACGGCUAUCAAAAAGCUCCACACAAGGUGUGCAAGAAUUCCAGAAUGAGGUUGUAUUGGUAGCCAAACUUCAACAUAGAAAUCUUGUGAGGCUUCUGGGAUUUUGCUUGGAAGGAGAAGAAACCCUACUUGUCUAUGAAUAUGUAUCCAACAAAAGUCUCGAUCACUUUCUAUUUGAACCCACAAAACGAGAGCAGCUGAAUUGGUUAAGACGCUGCAUCAUAAUAGGAGGAAUUGCUCGAGGAAUUUUAUAUCUUCAUGAAGAUUCUAGACUUAGAGUUAUACAUCGUGAUUUGAAAGCUAGCAACAUCUUGUUAGAUGGCUAUAUGAAUCCAAAAAUAUCAGAUUUUGGCAUGGCUAAAAUGUUUGGACUUGAUGGUCAAACUCAAGGAAACACCAAAAGAAUUGUUGGCACUCUUGGUUACAUGGCUCCAGAAUAUGCAAUGGAGGGAUUGUAUUCCAUAAAAUCUGAUGUCUUUAGCUUUGGAAUACUCUUGCUUGAGAUCAUAACAGGAAAAAGGAACUUUUUGGGUUUUGACGAAUGUGUACCUACUCUUCUAGCAUAUGCUUGGCAAUUAUGGAAUGAAGGAAAGGUGUUGGAGUUGAUGGAUCCACUACUGUUGAAAGAUUCAUGCAGCCCAAAUGAAUUUUUGAGAUACAUCCACAUUGGACUAUUGUGUGUUCAAGAGGAUGCAAACAAUAGGCCAACCAUGUCAUCAGUUUUUCUAAUGCUGAAAACUGAAACUCUUAGUCUUUCCAAACCUGAGCGACCUGCAUUUUUUACUGGGAGGUCUGAAAACCACCACCGUCAGAUUGGUGCUUAUACAUGCAGUGUCAAUGGUUUGACGGUUUCUGAUGAUAUGCCCCGUUGA
Molecule: messenger RNA, 2004 nt
Organism: Prunus armeniaca (apricot)
Lineage: Eukaryota; Viridiplantae; Streptophyta; Magnoliopsida; Rosales; Rosaceae
Source: the annotation of a GenBank genome assembly